AUGGGCUGGCUCUGGGCAUCAACCCCGGCUCCCAAGCCAACCGAGUCGUCGCAGGACGCGCGCGUCGAAUCGAAACCACCCACAACUGCCCAAACCGCCGCUCCCAACGAGCCCGUCGACCCCGAGAUCCAAAAGUUCUACGACCUCUUCAAGAACGACGAAUCAUCAUCACCCUCCAACACCAACCCUUCAGAACCUCCCAACGACCAGCAAAAGUCCACGCUAGCCUCGUGGCUCACCCUGAAAGCGUCCCCCAAGUCCUCACAAGCGCCACCCGAGGCACCCAUCGGCGACCCCCUCGCCGAAUCCCUCCUCCCGACCGAAAUGUCCUGCCGCCAGGCUUUCGACCUCGCCUGGUCCUGCAACUCCCUGGGCGGCCAGUUCAACGCCGUCUACCGCUACGGCGAGAUGCGCUCCUGCUCCGAGCAGUGGGACGACUUUUGGUUCUGCAUGCGCACCAAGUCGUACACCGGCGAGCUCAAGGACAAGAUGGUCCGCGCGCACUACCGCGAGAAGGAGUGGCGCAAGUACGGCGCUGGGAAGCCCAGCUCUGAGGAUAUCUGGGAGAGCCGGACAGAAAAGGUGCCGCCGGGCACCGCGUUUACAGAGAGGGUUGAGCCCCCGACGGUCAGCGACGAGGAGUGGCGGAAGACCGAGGACGCGAGGAGGAGAGCAGUCCGAACAGAACUUGGGCACGACAAGGCUUCAUGA
This is a messenger RNA of Purpureocillium lilacinum, 711 nucleotides long. RefSeq lists its product as uncharacterized. The record is from RefSeq and is a predicted model, not a curated record. NCBI's taxonomy places the organism in Eukaryota, Fungi, Ascomycota, Sordariomycetes, Hypocreales, Ophiocordycipitaceae.